AUGAAGAUGUGCACCAAUCACAUGGUGGACAAGCUUGAGAGAGAAGCUGACUUUGAAAACAAACUAUUCAAUGAUCCUGUGGAGUUAUUGAUGCAGAUCAAGAAAUUUAUGACAACUACUGUUGAUACAGAUUGGGAAUAUUUUGGUCUGUGGAAGACCAUGAGCAAUCUGAUUAAUUGCCAUCAAAAGGAGAAGGAAAACAUUGCAAGUUUUUGUAAACAAUUUGAAGAAAGGGUGAAGGCAUUGCAAGCUUUGCUCGGUGAUGAUUUUUUGGACAAAUUUACUGAGAAGAGUCAGGAAUAUGAUUUAUUGGGAAGCAAUUCUGAACGAUUGCAACAUAAAAAGGAAUCAUGGGAAAGAUUCAUGGCCAACGGAUUUCUGUAUAAUUCCGAUAGAGCCAACUAUCAAUCAAGAAUUGAUGGAAUGACAGCGCAGUACACGUUGAAACAUCUGGAUUUCAAACAACGUUGUACAUUUCCAACUACUUUGGAAAAUGCUGCUGAUGUUUUGAAUCAACACAAGCACGAUAACAGGAAGAAGAAUUCGAAUGGAGGAAAUUCGAAUGGACAAGGCAAACAAAACAAGUCAAACAACAAUCAAAAUGACGGAGCUCAGUUUACUCAACAACAAACUCGAGCGUGUUUUGUGUGCGGAUCAAAAGAUCAUGUCGCACCUCAAUGUGCGGACAAAUUGAAGCCGCGGGAACAGUGGAAAAACCCGGACAAAUAUAGGGAUUAUUCGGAGAAUGGUCGUGGUAAUCGACAAAAUAUGCAACGUGAUGAAAAUGCAACGCGUGAUGAUAAUGAAUCGGGUGAUUCAAAUACUCAAUGGAACUAUGGACGUUCCAACAAUGGAUCCCAUGGAGGACAAUUUAUUCAACAAGGACAUACUGACAAUCAUCCAAGACAACAAGGGAUGAUGUUAUUUCAACACAACAAUACUGGUAUCCACUUGGAUAGUGGAUCUACUUUUCAUUUGCAAACCAAUGAAGAUGACUUUAAAGAAGGAAGUCUACAAGGAAUUCAUGGAGGAUUCCAUUAUGCCUCUAAUGUUGAGGGAAGAGAACUUUAUCAAGAAGGAAUUGAUAAGGUAUUCGAUUCUGUUUGUAAGCUUGACACACGAGCUAGUGACAACGUCAACAGCUUGUCAAAUAUGGUACAAGAUGGAUUUGAUGUAUUUAUGGACACAAAGAAAGAGAACAGCUUCUUUGUGACCAGAAACGGGACUACAUGGCAAUUUGGACAUUGCAAUGGAUUAUAUACUUUGGUUGACAAACCUGCUAUGGCAACAACAAUGUUUCAUGACCAUGCACAUGGACUUGAUAAUAAUGAUAUGCAAGGGUACUGUGCUCUACAGAGUGUGGAGAAGAACAAAGAGGGUUUCACAAACAAACAAGUGAAACGAGCAAAUGUUGCACAAAGUGGCUAUCAUAUGAUGGGAGCACCUGGUGCAGAACUAUUCAAGUUGGCAAUUUGGGUUCAAAAAUUGUCCAAUUACUGA
Messenger RNA from Cylindrotheca closterium, 1500 nucleotides. The record is from the annotation of a GenBank genome assembly. NCBI's taxonomy places the organism in Eukaryota, Bacillariophyta, Bacillariophyceae, Bacillariales, Bacillariaceae.